UUUAAAACACCCUUCCAUUUCCCUCUACUCAAAGAGAAAGACCCAAAAGCUCCCAACACAUUAACUACAGCUUCUACAUGGCUUCCUUUUCAUUCCAUACCAUCAAAAUUCUGUUAUCCAUGGCAGUUAUCCUAACUGUCAUUCCCCAAUCUCUUUCUUUCCCUUCAAAACUAGAAAUAUCUACCAUUUCAGCAGCCCCGGCAACACUUCCAAACGCGCCGGUUUCCUCCCCACCUUACCUAGCACCCGACAUUACCCCGCUUUUGCCGUCCACAGGUGGAAUUGGACCGUCGCCGAGCAGCGGCGGCGAUGGAGGCCUGCCAACGAUACCGUCCAAUCCCAGCCCUCCAAAUCCAGAUGAGGUAGCGGCGUCGGGUCCCAAUUCGGCUAUUUCGCCAUCUGGGUCAUUCAGUGCCAUGGCCUCCACCACAUCUGGUUCAGCUCCUGGUUGCAGUGCUGCUGCUGCAUAUGCUGGUGUGAUGCUCUUUUGCUUCUUGCACUUGAUUGGAAGUAAUUAAGGUAGCGUUUGGAUGGCAUCUUGAAUUAUGAUUGAAUUUUGGAUCUUUGAUGUAGUUAUGUUUAUAUGAUAUAUUUUUUUUUAUUCCCAAACGUGCAUAAUAUAUAUUAUGUUUUUAUUGCU
This is a messenger RNA of Magnolia sinica, 640 nucleotides long. Its product is annotated as classical arabinogalactan protein 26. The coding region runs from base 78 to 518 and encodes 146 amino acids. The record is from RefSeq and is a predicted model, not a curated record. The transcript has a single exon. Lineage: Eukaryota; Viridiplantae; Streptophyta; Magnoliopsida; Magnoliales; Magnoliaceae.